Messenger RNA from Neodiprion fabricii, 526 nucleotides. Its product is annotated as neuropeptide-like protein 31. The coding region runs from base 100 to 405 and encodes 101 amino acids. The transcript is spliced from 2 exons. Lineage: Eukaryota; Metazoa; Arthropoda; Insecta; Hymenoptera; Diprionidae. The record is from RefSeq and is a predicted model, not a curated record.
AGCAGUGUCCAUCGGGUAACCAUCACCAGAUCGAAUCAGUUGAUCGUACCGAUUCAACCCUUUUCCUUCGUCCGACGAAAAUCUACAAACUACUCCAAGAUGAUCAAGGCAGUGCUUGUCCUCGUCGUUGCUCUCGUGGCCGUCGCCUCAGCCUUCCCUCACGGAGGUGGAUUUAACCAGGGUGGAUACAACCAGGGUGGCUUUGGAGGAUUCGGUGGAAACGGAGGAUACUCGUACAACCAGGGCCAGGGAUACGAAGGAUACAACAGAGGAUUGUACCCAGGAUUCGGAGGAUACAACCAAGGAAUCGGAGGAUACAACCAAGGAUUCGGAGGAUACGGAGGAUACAACCAAGGACUCGGAGGAUACCAGCAAGCAUACAGCCAGAGAGGAUACUACUAUUAAACAUCCCCCAUGGCCGCUGAUCCGAAGACGACAAUUUCCGGUCGUUCAGAGACGAAACUUUAAAACCUGAUAAUAUAACGAAUAAAAUGAAUUUCAUACAAUAAACAAACAAUUGCCGAAA